CUGCAGUAAAAUAGGUUUUUCUCCACGAAGACUUCAUGUUUUUCGAACUUUGAUCAGAAAUUCGGAAUCAGCAUCGAAUUCUGCAUCUGAUGAUGUAUUAAUUUUAAAAAAUUAAGGAAAAAAUGUUUUUUGAUGGUCCUGGAGUCCCCUCCAGGUGCGAAACUACAGGUGAAAAAUGAAAGUCGCUUUUCGACAGAAAAAAGUACCUCAUUUUACUCAGAAUUUAAUGCUGUUUCCGAAUAUGUGAUUCUUUUUGAGAAAUAUUUUGGGCAAAAAAACGGCCUUACCGCCACUUGUCCUUUGGAACUAUCGAUGAAAUUAUUAUAAUCCAAAAUUCUAAUGGUUCGUUUAAAUAAAUAAAUUUUAAAUAAAACAAAACCUUUUUUUUUAAGGAAAAUCUCGUGGUUUUGGAUAUGUUGAAUUUAAUGAAUCCAAAGCUGUUGAUGAAGUUCUUCUUCAAAAACCACAUAUCAUCAAUAGUCGAACAAUCGAGGUGGAAAGACCUGUACCAAAAGAACAAAUACAACAACAAUUCAGAUCUAAUUCAACAUCUAGUGGUCCUGGCAUGUCUUCAUUUAAUCGUAAUAACUGUUCGAAUUAUGCAACAGCAAAUUCUGGUCCACCACAGGCCCGUAGCCAGGGGUCAAAUAAGAGAACAACAGACAACUCAACGUCUUCUGCUCUUUCACAACACGAUCUGCCUCAACCAUUACAAACAGUACCUGUGGUUCUUGACGAAUCGAAUACAACACUAGAUAUCGAAGCGGACAGCUCUUCUGCUUCAAAGAAAUUUAAAUCAAAUGAUCAUGAAACUUCAACUGAUGCAGAAAUUCAGCCAUUUAGUAAAAAUGACAUCGGCUUAUUUGUUGGUAAAGAUCAUAUAUCAGCCACAGAAAUUCAUGAUGUAUUAACAAAUCCAUGGAUACCAUCAGAUAAUUAUAAUUUUCCUCAAGUUCUCAUUCAUAAAAAAAUGCGAUCAAUUUGCCAACAUUCAUGGUUAUCCAGAUAUUCUUGGUUAAGCUAUUCUCUUGUUUCUCGUGGUGUUUUCUGCCGCUAUUGUGUUUUGUUUAAACGAAAGUGA
This is a messenger RNA of Rotaria sordida, 1081 nucleotides long. NCBI's taxonomy places the organism in Eukaryota, Metazoa, Rotifera, Eurotatoria, Philodinida, Philodinidae. The record is from the annotation of a GenBank genome assembly.